Molecule: messenger RNA, 1917 nt
Organism: Diospyros lotus (date-plum)
Lineage: Eukaryota; Viridiplantae; Streptophyta; Magnoliopsida; Ericales; Ebenaceae
Product: UDP-glycosyltransferase 75C1-like
Exons: 1
Coding region: 146-1513 (455 amino acids)
Molecular function (GO): UDP-glycosyltransferase activity
Source: RefSeq, a predicted model, not a curated record
AAAUCAACGCAUGAAGCGAACUGAAACUCAUCGUCUUCAUCUUCUCCGGCGAGCUUCAAACUAUAAAUAGCCCCUCUUUUUAGUGUUCAUUGCAUCGAACCCAAUAUCCAUAAUCAUCUCUUCUUUCAGUCAUCAGCCAAUCACGAUGAACCCUCACAUCCUCCACUUGACGUUUCCGGCGCAAGGCUCCAUCAACCCAUCUCUCCAGUUCGCCAUAAACCUCGCCAAAAUGGGCGUCAAAGUCACCGUUCUGGGCAGCCUCUUCGCCCACCGCUGCAUGUCCGAAGCCUGCUCCUCCGCCGAUGGCUUGAAAUUGCGCGCCUUCUCCGACGGUUACGACGACGGCUUCAAACCUAGCGACGGCGACCACGAAAGGUUCUUCUCCCAGCUCGAAACCUGCGGCUCCGAAGCCUUGGCCGAAGUCAUCGCCGCCAGUGCCGCCGCCGGCAGUCCGGUGACAGCUCUCGUCUACACCAUGGGCAUGUCAUGGGCAGUCAAAGUCGCGGAUUCGUUUCGAAUACCGUCUGUAGUUCUCUGGAUUCAACCGGCCACUGUUUUGGGUAUCUACUUCUAUUUCUUCCACGGCCAUGGCGCAAUUAGAGAACUUGGCAACGACCCUUCAAGCUCCGUUCAGUUACCAGGCCUCCCGAAGCUCAGUCACCGGGACCUGCCAACCCUUCUCGAUCCUUCGAGCUUGGACUCAGCCACUUUUAUUAGUUUCGCAUUACAACGAUUCAAAGAGCAGAUUGAAGCACUGGAUGCCGAUCCCAACACAAAAAUACUGGUGAACACUUUUGAUCGAUUGGAAUCAGAGGCCUUGAGAGCCGUUCAAGGGCUUAACUUGGUGCCGAUCGGACCAUUAAUCCCAUCAUCGUUCUUGCGCGGAAGAGAAUCAAGAGGUCAUCAUCCCUCCGACACUUCAUAUCUUGAGUGGUUGGACUCGAAGCCCGAGGCUUCGGUUGUCUACGUCUCGUUCGGAACCGUCGCAGUGGUAUCAGAGAAGCAAAUCGAGGAGAUGGCAACUGGGUUGCUCUCAACCCAUCGGCCAUUUUUGUGGGCGAUAAAAACUCCUGUGAGUCACGGAGAAGAGCUAGAAGAGAAGGGGAUGAUAGUGCCGUGGUGCUCCCAAGCGGAGGUCCUUUCCCACCCGUCUCUGGGCUGUUUCGUGAGUCACUGCGGCUGGAAUUCGACCCUGGAGAGCUUGGUCGCCGGCGUUCCGGUGGUGGGCUUGCCGCAGUUCACGGAUCAGCCGACGAAUGCGAAGCUUGUUGAAGAUGAAUUUAAGACGGGGGUGAGGGCGAGAGCGAACGAAGAUGGAGUAUUUGAAGGUGCAGAGAUCAAGAGGUGUGUGGAAAUGGUUUUGGGAAGGGGCGAGAAGGGGAAAGAACUGAAGCGGAAUGCCGAGAAAUGGAAGGCUCUGGCGAAAGAAGCCACCAUGGAAGGCGGAUCCUCGUACUUGAAUCUGAGGAAUUUCUUCAUCGAUGGGCUGCUUCAAGAUCAAGUUACACAGUAGAAGAGAUCCAUCUCUUUGGCCACCAAUUCUGUUUACGAUUUAUUUAUUCAGUUCCUCUCAUCUUCUUGUGUUUCUCUUCAGUUCCUAUUAACAGUAAGUUUGUGUUUUUAUUCAUGCAUUUGUAAAUUAGUUUGUCAAAGUCAUUCUGACACUCAGUUGUGAUUUUCUUUUUUUGGUGCCACUCACUUGUGAACACAGAUGUAUUAUAGGAAGAGUGAGAAGGGGAUGAUGAUGAUGAUGAUGAUGAUGAACUCAAGUCGAAUUUGGGUUCAUAGAGGUUAAGUCGAAUUUGAGUUCACAGAGGUUUGUUUGGGAUAAACCCAAACAAUUUAUUUUGCUUUUAAACUCGAGAUUAGUUAAACCAUAUUAGACACUUUUCUAUUUGAAAAGUGGGCCAUGAAAAA